GGCACCGGGGGGAACCGCUGCCCGGGCCGCCCGCCCUCCGUACAGGCCGCCUCCCUUCCCGGCCCGGGGAGGAAACGAUAGGGGGGAUGUGAACAGCUGUGGGAGUACGAGUCUCGGGAGCCGGAGCGGGCCCCCGCCCAGGCCCCCCAGCCCAGCCCAGCCUGCGCGCCCGCUGGUCCUCCCGCCCAGCCAGCCCGGGCCCGCGGGAUUGUUAGAUGGAACACGGCUCCAUCAUCACCCAGGCGCGGAGGGAAGACGCCCUGGUGCUCACCAAGCAAGCCCUGGUCUCCAAGUCCUCUCCUAAGAAGCCACGUGGACGUAACAUCUUCAAGGCCCUUUUCUGCUGUUUUCGCGCCCAGCAUGUUGGCCAGUCAAGCUCCUGCACUGAGCUCGCUGCGUACAAGGAGGAAGCCAACACCAUCGCGAAGUCGGACCUGCUCCAGUGUCUCCAGUACCAGUUUUAUCAGAUCCCAGGGACCUGCCUGCUCCCAGAGGUGACAGAGGAAGAUCAAGGAAGGAUCUGUGUGGUCAUUGACCUGGAUGAAACCCUUGUGCAUAGCUCCUUUAAGCCAAUCAACAAUGCUGACUUCAUAGUGCCUGUAGAGAUCGAGGGGACCACCCACCAGGUGUACGUGCUCAAGAGGCCUUAUGUGGAUGAGUUCCUGAGACGAAUGGGGGAACUCUUUGAAUGUGUUCUCUUCACUGCCAGCCUGGCCAAGUAUGCCGACCCUGUAACGGACCUGCUGGACCGCUGUGGGGUGUUCAGGGCCCGCCUGUUCCGCGAGUCCUGUGUGUUCCACCAGGGCUGCUACGUCAAGGACCUCAGCCGCCUGGGGAGGGAUCUGAGGAAAACCCUCAUCCUAGACAACUCUCCUGCUUCUUACAUCUUCCACCCAGAGAACGCAGUGCCGGUGCAGUCCUGGUUUGAUGAUAUGGCAGAUACCGAGUUGCUGAACCUGAUCCCAAUCUUUGAGGAGUUGAGUGGAGCAGAAGAUGUCUACACCAGCCUUGGGCAGCUGCGGGCCCCUUAGCCCUCCCUGCUCCCAAGCAGUGGCCACCCCGCAGGGGACUUUCCCACACUGUGCCUUCAUGACGAUCCUGACAUGCAGAGUGGAAGCCGGAGCACCUCAUCAAGUGGGGCCUAGGAAUAGCAAGAAGUGACGAAAGAGCGAGGUGCCAGGCAGGCAGACGUCAGACCAGCGAAGCCCGGAGCUUCCUGCUCCCUGAGUUCAGUUCUCGAGAGGUGUGUGUGUGUGUGUGUGUGUGUGUGUGAGUGUGUGGAGGGCAGGCGGUGUCGUGAGUGUGUGUGUGGCCGUGAACUGUGGCCCCGGAGGGAGAGAAACUGAAAGACCAAGACUCUUCCCAAGUUAAUUGCUUUCCUGUCACCCUAGGAGCCACUGAGCUCUGUAGGAACGAAGACUAUCGAAGGCUCCAUUGCCAAACCACGGCCUUUCCUCGGCGUUGUAAGGCCUUUGCCAAGGGGAAAGGAAGGGUCAGAGGCUGCCUUCGGAUGCCGCAGGCACACAUCUUCUGAAACCUUUCUCCAGCCAGCUGCUGCAGACAAAAAACAAAACACAAACAGAAAAUGUUUCUGGGGAGUUGAGAACUUGUUUCCAGAACCAGUACCCAGGUGGCCAUCAGGUCCUGUGGACCGAGGGCUGCACUUGCCUCCAGCCAAGUGCCUGGCAUGGGCCCUUUCUGUGUCUUCCGAGGCUUGCGUGCUGGGCCUGCCUUCCUCCACUGCUAGCCAUAGUCUUGAAUCCGUGGGGAAGGAGGCCUUCUCCCUGCCCUGGAAGAGGACAGAUAACUGAUUUCCGUUCUUUUGACUCUUUUAAAAUUCUUUCUAAAUACGGAGUGUCGAGCCUAGUUUGUUUCUGACAAAGCUGCAGUCCUGGGCCGGAGAUGAAUGUGGGAGGCGCUGGGGCGCAGGGAAGAAAUAAAUCCCCAAAUCGUGAACGUGGAUUUCCCCGUGGCAUAGGUCAGUGGAGCUCUUGGCUGUUUCCACACGUCUACGCUUCAGGGGUUCCCUGCUGGUGCUGGUGCAAGGACUUGUUCCCAAGGCUGGGAAGAGCUCUCAGCUGCCCCUGCCCCUCUGUUCCUACGGCAGGGCUCUUUCCUGUUGUGUUUUAUCUAGGGGUCUGUCCUGUGCUGAGCUGUCUGUCCCAGCCUUCGUCCUUGCUGGCUGUCGCUUUUCCUUUCCAGAGCCUCAGAACUCCUGCCUUUCCUGGGCUGAGGGAUUGGGUUGCCAACCCGUCACACACGCCUCCUGCCUGGUCCCCGGUGUGAGUGUGCCCCUGUGCUCUGGUUGUCUCUUGCUUUCAAAAGGGUCUUAAAUAGUGAAUGCUUUAAAAAAUGUCACAAAUGGAAGUUUUCCCAAGGUGGGAAACAAAAGGGGAAGUGCUGCUGUCAUUGGAGCACAAGGGGCCCCCCAAAAGGGAGCCCCCCCCUCAGCAUCACUGCCUUAAUCGUGGCCUCCCUCGGGGCUGGGUGGGGUUCUCUCCAGUCUUCCCUCCCUCUUCCUGGAAUAAGGAAGUUCCUCCCCAUCUCUGUUUUCCCUGGAGGCAGGUGUCACAAAGCAUUUGUGAAUUGCGUCAGGUGCGGGGACACCGCCCACUCAGGACUCAUCCCCAUCAUCCUUUUCCACACACUAAGUCAGGCCUCAGGAACUAACCAGUUUGGAGACCAUGGUGGACCACCAGCUCGGUGUGUGGCCAGCUAGCACGUUGCAGCACUGGGGUGCCACUUCCCUCCUGCCAAGGCCAUAAGGUCUCGUC
Tupaia belangeri chinensis (Chinese tree shrew) is the source of this 2774-nucleotide messenger RNA. RefSeq names its product CTD small phosphatase 2 (gene CTDSP2). The record is from RefSeq and is a predicted model, not a curated record. The transcript is spliced from 8 exons. Gene Ontology annotation, molecular function: RNA polymerase II CTD heptapeptide repeat phosphatase activity. Bases 216 to 1031 code for a protein of 271 amino acids. NCBI's taxonomy places the organism in Eukaryota, Metazoa, Chordata, Mammalia, Scandentia, Tupaiidae.